UUUUCAGAAAACGGUAAAUAAUCUGACCCAUUCGGACGAACAGAAAAGUCAGAUAAAAUGAAUUUUUCGGAGGCAGGUUGGUCGGAGGCAGGUUGGUCGAAGGCUGGUUGGUCGGACGGAGAUUGGGAGUCUAACAAUAGCUCCUACUUUCUCGAUGAAGGAAUAAACAUUACCUCCUCCAUUAACUUACCAGGACUCAACUUGUCAGCUAAUUCAACUAAAAGGGGUGGGAGUAUGACUGAUACAAUGGCUCAUCUCUGGACCCUGGCAUUCUCCCUCAUCAUGAUAAUCAGUAUCUUCGGCAACACGAUCGUUCUGUGGAUUGUUCUAGCUCACCGACGAAUGUGGAGUGUAACAAACUAUUUCCUUGUUAACCUGGCGAUAGCUGAUCUCUGUAUGUCAAUCCUCAACUGUAUACCUUCCUUCAUCUUCAUGAGAGACGGGGUUUGGAAGUUUGGAAGUAUGUAUUGUAAAGUGAAUCACUUCACUUCCUACUUGACGGUUACAACUAGUGUUCUAACACUCCUGGCUCUCACCUUCGACCGACACAAGGCAAUCAUGACACCACUGGCACCAAAGAAAUCCCACACAAGCCUGAUCUUGUGCAUCUUACUGAUCUGGGUUCUUGGCGUCGUUAUAGCCUCGCCAGCGGGUAUCUACGCAGAGUUAGUUUCAGUUGGGCCAGCUGAGCAGAACCGACAUCUUUGCCUGAUAAUAUUCCCUGAUGGUGUUCAAGGAGAAUCAUUGUUUGACUACGUGUACAAUAUUGCUUUCUUUGUUGGAACCUACAUCAUACCACUUACCUGUAUGGGUGUCUGCUACACAAGAAUGGGGAAGAAUCUGUGGGGAGGAACAAUGAUAGGUGAGGAGACUCCUUCACUCAGAAAAUCAAGGAAAAGUAAACAAAAGGUGGUUAAGAUGUUCGUAGCGGUGAUCGUAAUCUUCGGAAUCUGUUGGUUACCCUACCAUGUUUACUUUAUAUACUCCUACCACGACCCUACUAUUACAAGGAAACCGUAUAUCAGGAACGUGUUCUUGUUCUUCUACUGGCUGGCUAUGGCGAACUCCUGUGUAAACCCUCUCAUCUACUACUGGAUGAAUGUCAGGUUUCGUGAGUAUUUCAAUCUAGUUCUCUGCUGUAUACCUAGACUCACCAGACAUCUCAUUCCAGCCCAGGAAAUAGAGCUGGUUGAACCAGGAAUGAAUCUGAGUCCGUCUCCCAACAUGUCGCUUCAAAGUCAAAGAUCUCAGCAUAUCUAUAUCAACAAGUUUGGACCCGUACAUAAUGGACAUAAAGGACAUAAUGGACAUAAAGGACAUAAUGGACAUAAAGGACAUAAUGGACAUAAAGGACAUAAUGGACAUAAAGGACAUAAAGCACGUAAAGGCCUUAUGGAAUUUUUCCAGAAGCUAUUCAACGUAACAAAUGACGCAGUAAAUGUGGCAUUUAAAAGUGGAAUGUAA
This is a messenger RNA of Eurytemora carolleeae, 1464 nucleotides long. Its product is annotated as tachykinin-like peptides receptor 86C. The transcript has 13 exons. The record is from RefSeq and is a predicted model, not a curated record. Gene Ontology annotation, cellular component: plasma membrane. Lineage: Eukaryota; Metazoa; Arthropoda; Copepoda; Calanoida; Temoridae. Gene Ontology annotation, biological process: G protein-coupled receptor signaling pathway. Bases 58 to 1464 code for a protein of 468 amino acids. Gene Ontology annotation, molecular function: tachykinin receptor activity; neuropeptide Y receptor activity.